This is a messenger RNA of Daldinia decipiens, 2254 nucleotides long. RefSeq names its product 3-carboxy-cis,cis-mucoante lactonizing enzyme. Lineage: Eukaryota; Fungi; Ascomycota; Sordariomycetes; Xylariales; Hypoxylaceae. The coding region runs from base 658 to 1833 and encodes 391 amino acids. Gene Ontology annotation, molecular function: 6-phosphogluconolactonase activity; protein binding. The transcript is spliced from 2 exons. The record is from RefSeq and is a predicted model, not a curated record.
CCUCCAAGAGGGUACACUUCCUAAGCGCCAGCCGCGUAUCUCACGCCCGUAAUCGAGAAUGAAAAGGCUGUAAUUAGACGCCGUAAUUACCAUGUGCUGUCUGUCCAUCAGGACGUAGGACCGUACCUCCGGGAUCGUCGCGGGGAGUGUGGGGUGUACUCUGGGGCAUCGUCACAUCGAACGAAGUACGGAAUGCUGUGUAGCCAACGAGAUGGCUUUAUCGGGGUCGUUAAUUAAACUAAGGUUGACUAUUCAGACCACGUACCGGAUCAAUUAGCCUCAACCCCCCCUGCCGAGAGUAAUUCCUCCCGUCCGGAACGUUGCACAAUCGGGAUCAUGUUCCGAGUCGUUGCCAUUUGCGCUCGCGGAACGAACUCGUCGGCCUGGUUUGCCUAGUAGCAAUCUGUUCGCAACAACUUCCCCUAGACUGUCAAAUUACAACACUGCUUUGAGGUUGUAAACUGCCUAAGGAAUGGCGCCCUUUGGCUGUACCUGUUAUGCCCUAGCGUUCUCGCCUCGCGAUACGACUCCGUCACCUCAAAGGCGAACACAUUCUCUUCGUCUUCAAAAAAUCUAAUCCCUAGUCCGUUUCUUUCACUUUCUUUGAGAUUUUUCUAGCCUGACGUCCUCUCGCUACGUUGUAAGACAUAGUUCGCUAUGUCAUUCUUCAAGUCGUUAGUUCUAGGAGCACUAGGCUUAGCACCAGAAGUGCUGGGAGCUAAUCUUCUUGCAUCGCAUUAUACUGGCAAGAUCUUCUCGCUUUCUUUCACUGGAAGUGGCAGCAAUGCUACCUUAGUCAAUAAGUCAUUCGUGUCAGGAUGUGGAAUAUUGCCUGCUUGGCUGCACGUGGACUCGGGAGUAGUAUAUUGCGUCGAUGAGGACUGGAAUGGAAGUGGUAUGCUUGCCUCUUACUCUGUAGAGUCAGACGGUAGCUUGAAGCAAACUGGGCAAAUCGUGACUUCAGGCGCCAGCGUUCACGGCACGCCAUAUGGUGGUAAGGAUGGCAACGGCUUCAUCGCCACAGUAGAAUAUGACCCAUCAACAUUGACGAGGUACAAGCUUCCCCUCUCCGAGGCUUCAGCCGUCCUGGCGCAGUCGAAGUUCACCAUGUCCGAGCCUGGACCCAACUCGCGACAGAAUGCGCCUCACCCACAUGCUGCCCAGCUUGACCCAACCGGAAAAUAUCUUAUCGUGCCGGACUUGGGCGCGGACUUAAUCCGCAUCUUUAGCAUUGACGCUGAGACCGGCAACCUUACAGCGUGCGAGCCAGGCGUCGCUGGCGCAGGCGAUGGGCCACGCCAUGGUGCCUGGUGGGCGCCUACCAACGGUUCCACGGACGGUCAGAGGCUGUACACAGUGAAUGAGCUAGGUAACUCGGUAUCUGCCUGGACUGUUUCCUACCCUGACGGGGGAUGUCUAUCCCUAAAGAAGACCCAAACGCUGGCCACGUACGCUGAAGGUAGCGUCGCCCCUAACGGUUCCAAGGCUGCCGAAGUCCAAGUCUCCGGUAACUUCCUAUACGCAGCCAACCGAGCCGACGAGACGUUCGGUCCUCAAAACGACUCCCUAGCCACAUACAGCAUUGACCCUAGCUCUGGCGAUAUCAAGUUCGUCGAGGCCACCCCUGCGCACGCCUGGUUCCCUCGCACAUUCUCGAUCAACAAGGCCGGUAACCUCGUCGCCGUCGGUGGACAGACGAGCAGCAACGUAGCUAUCAUCGCACGUGACCCCAAGACAGGCAAACUAGGUGACCUCGUAGUCAACCUACCGAUUGCGACACCUGGUACUCCCCAGCAAGAAGAUGGGCUGAGCGUUGUUGUGUGGGUCGAUUAGAUCGAUAACAAAAGGGGAAAGGGACUCUGAAUCCUUAGGUAAAAUGAUGUUUUGGACUCAAGGGUUGCUCGAUGGUCUAAUUCUAAGGAUAUAAGACUUGGUCGGUAUUGUUUUCUUCGUGUUGUAUACACAGAAAAGGAUUAUAUAUAUUUUAAAUUUCGUGUCCUCCGUAGUAUUUAAUCAGUAAAUAUGGUGGUGGAUUAUGACAUACUAUGUGACCCUCACAACAGAUUUGUCUCCCUUGCAGAAACUAUUUGCUAUCUUAGACCUGAUAUAUAAUAUCAACUAGAGUCGAAGCCCACCCCUAGCACUUGUUCGGCAUUUCAUUACACUGAACCUGUCCUCUCAUAUGAGCCUCAGCGAAAUGCAUAAAGACAUACAGGGCUUAAUCCUCAACCGAAUAAUCAUUUCCACAUAAAAA